This is a messenger RNA of Mauremys reevesii (Reeves's turtle), 2830 nucleotides long. RefSeq names its product regulator of G protein signaling 10 (gene RGS10). Gene Ontology annotation, molecular function: G-protein alpha-subunit binding; GTPase activator activity. The coding region runs from base 627 to 1172 and encodes 181 amino acids. The record is from RefSeq and is a predicted model, not a curated record. Gene Ontology annotation, biological process: regulation of G protein-coupled receptor signaling pathway. The transcript has 5 exons. Lineage: Eukaryota; Metazoa; Chordata; Testudines; Geoemydidae.
CAGACGCCCCUGGCGGCUCCUUGGUGCUUUUCCUGCCCUUGCUCAACCCCUUUGCUGGGCUCGAUUUUUUUUUUUUUUUUGAAACUGGAGGAGGAAAAGGCGGCAGCUGCGCUUCGCAUGCGGCUCCUAACCGCAGGGAGCCCGGCGGCAGCGGCUGUGCGCGGGCGGAGGGAGGAGGAUGCGCCCAGCCCCUGAGUCAGCGCCCAGAGUCCGCCGGGCAACUGCAGAGCGCGGGCGCCCGGGCCGCGCGCGCCAGGGCGCCUCCUAGGGCAGCUGGGGGGAGCGCACGGGGGGCGCAGGAGCCUGGCAGCCCGAGGCGGAGGGCGCGGAGCGAACGCACCUCAGGCGCUUCCGCGGGAUGGCCGCGCACGGGGCGCGCGCCCCGCCGGAGGUCUCCUAGGAGCAGCGGGGAGCGGCCACGUGGGGCGCCUCCUAGGGGUGUCCCAGCCAAGGGAGGGCGCUCACCGCAGGCCCGUCUCAUUUGGCUGGGGACGUGCCGGGAGCGCCCGGCCCCCGCCGCGGGACCAGAGGGCGCGCAACCGGAGGCGCCUCCUGGGGCGCAGGGAGCUCCCGUCGCGGGCACCUCCUCCCGCUCCCGGCCGGCCGGAGCCGGGCAGCCCCCGGCGAUGUUCACCCGGGCGGUGAGCAGGCUCAGCAGGAAGCGGCCGCCGUCAGAGAUAAAUGACAGCGAUGGCAAACCAGGCAGCAGCCAACAAACCCUAAAAGGAACCUCAAGAUGGACUACAUCACUAGAGAACCUCCUAGAAGAUCCAGAAGGAGUGAAACGAUUUAGGGAAUUUUUAAAGAAAGAAUUUAGUGAAGAAAAUGUUUUGUUCUGGUUAGCAUGUGAAGAAUUUAAGAAAACGCAAGACAAGAAACAGAUGCAAGAAAAAGCUAAAGAAAUUUACAUGACUUUCCUGUCCAGUAAAGCUUCUUGCCAAGUCAAUGUUGAAGGGCAAUCCCGUUUGAAUGAGACAAUAUUGGAAGUACCUCACCCACUAAUGUUUCAAAAGCUGCAGGACCAGAUAUUCAAUCUCAUGAAGUACGACAGCUACAGCCGUUUCUUAAAGUCAGACAUAUUUUUAAAACAUAAGAGGGCCGAGGAACAAGAAGAGAAUUCAUCGGAAGCUCAAUCCGUAGCUAAAAGAGCUUCAAGGAUUUACAACACAUGAUCCAAAGAAACCCAUUUAGACAAGCAACAAAAAAUAACCUAACUCUCAGGAACAGACUUUCAGUCUAUAACUGUUGCAUUUAAGGCUUGAAAAGCACAAAACCCUUUUAGGGGAUAUUUACCUUCUUAAUUGCUUGAACAACUAAUUGUUUUUGCAUGAUGGCUAAUACCAAACACUCUUGAAAAGACCAUUUCCUAGGCUAAAAUGCUGAGGUAUCCAUAUGUAGCAUGAAUUACAUUCCAUAUUUCACAAAUUAAAAUGUUUUCCAAUCACUGUAUUUGUGAGGCAUCAUGUACAUGAGAAAAGGAAGAUAGGGUUGCUUUUGCCUUCUGUUUUUAUAGCUAUCCUGUGUGUACAUUUGUGAAUUGUUAUGAGCCAAUGCAGAGUAGCAUUUCCGAUAACUGUGGAUGAGUCAUACAUUGAUUACCAUUAGGGGGCAGUAUCUUGUAGGGUUAAUCCUAAUAAAACCCAGUUUCAGUCCUGCCAAACGUAAAUCUCUUCUUUGAAACUAAUCUGUCUGUGAGACUUUGAAAGGCAAUUUCAAUUUUGACUUUGAGAAGUGUGGGUUUGCCUUUAUUAUUGAAGCAGAAGGCUGGUUUUUUUUCCCUUUGGUUUCACAAUGUUUCCCACAACAGCCAAUUAGCUUCUUCAGAUGACAGAGGCUAAUCGCCAGCUUUGACAGAAACAUGUCAACUUUAAAAAUGCAAUAAAACCUCUUGGGCUUUCAUAGCACCUAAACUAUAAUGGAACAAAAGCACCAAAAUAGGAAGGAGCCCUUCAAAGCACUCAAAAAGCCAUAGGAGAACUGACACCCGUUGCCCACUUCUGGGCAUCACAUCUUCAGGUGGGCUGAGCACUUCAGCCAGCUAGCACACUUAUUCCGAAGUCACAUGCAAGUACUAGUAAGCAUUAGGUCUUCCUCAGGCUUCCUGAGGAAUUGUGCCCUGGCUGCCAGGAGUCCUUCUGCAGAGGCACAAAACAACAGUUUUCAUUUUCAGGCUGGCUUUGCUAAAAUCGAUUGGUCACAUACUACCUGAUUUUGUUUUCCCCCAAGAAGUGUUUCAGGGUUUCCUAUGCACAGAUGUUGGGAAGUCCAACAGAGCUGUGAAUUCGCAUUGUGAUUUUAGCCAUUCCCACUCCAUGCUUGAGAUGAAGGGCAGUUUAUGUCUGCCCUGAGAAGAUCAAUGUGCAGUGAUGAAAUGUUAGGAUAAUAAAGGAACAUGCUGGUGGAAAUCUCCACCAAAGAGUUCUCUUUGUCUGUCUGGAACGGUUUUGGAAUGAAAAGCAUUUUUGGCAUAAAUGUUUAAUGUGUUUAUAUUUUUUGAAUUCAUUAAUUCAAUGCCAAACUAAAUUGCCGUUUAGAAUUGGGAGAACAUAUUGGCUGGCAUAUUUUAUUUACAAGCUUCACCAUGUGUAGGCUAGCUCUGACUCACAUUCACUCACUAUUUACUCUUUUUUUCGUGUUAGUGCAGGCUUUUCUUGAGUUUGUAUUUAUGGGCUGUCUAGUCAGAUUGCACAAUUAGCUUUUGAUUAUUUUAAAAUUCUCUUUCUCAGGAAGGUCAGUUAUAUAUUAUACAUUACUGUUGCUAUCAACAUCUUAAAAGCCAGGACUAGGUUGUAAUUUUCUAGGAGGAAAACUCUCUAUAUAGCCUUAUGAC